Molecule: messenger RNA, 986 nt
Organism: Vitrella brassicaformis
Lineage: Eukaryota; Vitrellaceae
Source: the annotation of a GenBank genome assembly
GGAAAAGGCAAAAGAGAAAGGGCGGCUGGCUGCGUAUAGGUGAGUGUUGGUCGGCAUGGCAGCACAAGGGGCGUCAUUGCAGAACUACAACAAUGAGUUGGUCAAGUGCAUUGAGGACCUGCGCGAGAAGCGGGAGCAGGUCAACGCACAAAUCAUGAAGGAGGAGGAGGAGAAGCAGAAGAUACAAAAGGAAGUGGCCCUGCUCACAGACAGGCUCAACAAAAUCAACGGUAUGUACAAGUUGAUAAAACACGCAAGAGCCCAGACGGGGGGCGGAUGGUGUGUGUGCCAUGUGCAUCUCAUUUCCUUUGCUGCGUGCAGAGGGUUUGGUGAGGAAGACGCAGGCGCGGAAUGAGUAUGACAAGACCAUCCAGGAGACCGAAGCAGCUUACAUGAAGGUAAGGUGCCCACAGACGGACCACCUGGCAGCCAAACACCAAAUCAUCCCCAAUGUGCCUUUGCACGUGUGUGUACGUGUGGCUUCUCUCUGUGUGCGCGUGUUCCCUCCCUCUGUCUGUGCGUGUGUGUGUGUGUGUGUGUGUGUGUGCAGAUCUUGGAGUCGUCGCAGACGCUGCUGCACGUGUUGAAGCGUGAGACGGUCAACCUGACCAAGAAGAAACACACCACCGAGGGAUAGAUAGAUCACAGACAGACGGACAUAUAGACAGGUGGAGGAAUGGAGGAAUUGAAUGGAUGGAUGCGGCACGGACGGAGGAACAGACGGAAGGAGGGACGAUAGCGUGUGUGUAUAGACCUGAGGGAUCAAUGGACACGGGAGGGAGGCUGCAUGUACAGACAGACAGACGGACAGGCAACAGAGAGCGUGAUAUGUGUGUGGGUGGCUGGGCGGCUGCUGGGGGUGGGUGUGAGAGAUACAACCAACGGUCCGUGGGUGCGUGUGUCAGUGCUGCGUGUAUCUGUGUAUGUGUGUAUGUGUGAACGUUUGUGGGUCCGUCCAUCCAUCCAUCAAUACAUGUGAAUUAACC